Cuscuta campestris is the source of this 1829-nucleotide messenger RNA. Lineage: Eukaryota; Viridiplantae; Streptophyta; Magnoliopsida; Solanales; Convolvulaceae. The record is from the annotation of a GenBank genome assembly.
GUAUUUCCUCCUCCAUCUAUACGACCUCUGCCACUGAUUGCUGCGCGGAUCGCGAUCUUUAAAAACAGACGGGCUCCGGCACUCCGCCGCCGCUUAGCGCCGCCCAUUGAUUCAGCACGCCGGUCGCCUCAGCAGUUAGCUUCCACCAAACGGCUAUUCAACGGCUUACAUUUUUCUUUUAUGCUGAGAAGCAGAAGGGGAGAGGGUAGAUUGAGUUGAUUACGUUAGUAGAAAGAAUGGAUCAGAAAGAAGCAAUGCCAGAGGUCAGUGCAUCGUUGGAGAAACGACCCGGAGUCCUCAUUGUUGGAGCUCCCAACGUUGGCAAACGUUCUCUCCUCUCUCGACUACUUUCAAUUGAUUUAGAAGACACACCAGACACAUCAUCUGGCUUACUUGCCUUUGGGUGGUCAAUCAACACGAAAUACUACACAGCUGAUGUUUGUGUUUGGUUGGCCAAUCUUCAUGAAACGUUUUCAGUCAGGGCUCUUCCAAUAGUUGAUCAGUUGGCUGCUUUGGUGAUGGUUUUUGAUAUAAGUAAUGUUUCAUCUUUUCAUGAACUUAAAGAAUGGGUCUCUCACAAUGAUAUCCAGAAGUUUGAUAUUUUGUUAUGCAUUGGCAAUAAAGUGGACCUUCUUCCCGGUCAUUCAGCUCACAUUGAGUACAGACGCAAGUUGCUGAAAUGUGCAGAUUCUUCGGGUAGUUCUUACACUGAAAUGUUAGACUCUGGUAUUGACGAGACAGAAGGGAGUAGUCUAUUGGGCGAUGAUGAAUCUUCCUGGGAGAUUAAGCAAGACUGCAUGAAAUGGUGCGUCGAACACAACAUUGAAUACGUUGAAGCAUGUGCAUCAAAUGUUGAAUUCGAUAAGUGUUUAUCUGUUGAUGGUGAUUCACAGGGUGUCGAGCGACUCCAAGGGGCAUUGUCAGCAUAUAUGUGGCCCGGAAUGGUACUGAAAUCUGGUGAUAUAAUACAUGAACCUUCAUUACCACAAGAGCAAGAUGUGUCAGAUGACGAGUCUGAGUACGAACUGGAAUAUGAAAUCCUAUCCGCUGGUUCAGCCGAACCAUGGGACAAUGCAGAUGAAGACUGGGUAUCCGCAGACGGUCCCGUUGCAACAACAGGGACGACCGAAUCCAGCAAACCAAAGGAGAAUGGCCGCGAAGGCAACAGUGAAAUCAUUAUCAAAGGAGAACAUGAGCCUCCUUCGGAAUCAGAAUCAGAAUCAGAGACGCCAGGAAAGGAUGGAAGUGAUAAAGGCGCGACAUACAAAUUUGAGGAUUUGGAGCAGUUGAUGGGUGAGAUUGGGAACGUGCGUGACAGCUUGAGGUUAAUGCCGGAUUUCCAGAGGAGGGAGAUGGCGGCGAAUCUUGCCAUGAAAAUGGCUGCCAUGUUUGGGGAUGACAGUGGAGAUGAAGGGCUGGACUGAUCCCAGAGUGUGUUCUUGUAAGCAUUUCUCAUUUGACAUUGCACUAAAGAUCUUAUGAAUACACUACCACACCAAGUCCUCAUUUGUUCAACCAUGGGAGUCAAAAUCAUCAUUGGCCUUAUAGUCUUUUGCUGAUUUUCAAAAAAGGAGCCAAGUCAAUACUAAUGUAUGUUUAUUUGACAUAAAAUUGUGACAUUUUAAUGUGCACUUUAGUCAUCAAUUGGCAUGUACUAUGUAGUUAUAUACUCUGUUAGUUUUAGUUUUCCAAUUUUUUUGUUUUCAUUUGACUCAAUUGCCAACGGCUGUAUUUGUAGCAAUUUCAGUGAUGUCCACCCCUUCGGGGUGACACCCUCGCCAUAAACCGAUGUAAUACCAGUUGGAGCACAAUAAGGGAACCUUCAAACU